CACGUAUCAGACGGAAAAAUAAAUCUAAAAAGACAUGGUGCGUGUACUGUUCGUUCAUCCGGAUCUUGGCAUCGGUGGCGCCGAGCGGCUCGUUGUGGAUGCGGCACUGGCCCUGCGAAGCAAAGGCCACUCGGUCAGUUUCCUGACCAACCACCACGAUCCGGAGCACUGUUUCGACGAGACGAAGGAUGGUCGUUUGCCGGUGAAAACCGUUGGCGACUGGUUGCCUAGGGAUAUUUUUGGAAAGUUCAACGCCGCCUGUGCGUACAUACGCAUGGUCUAUGCCGCAUUCUACUUCAGCUUUUUCCUGUCCAAGAAGGAGCCCGUCGAUGUUAUUUUCUGUGAUCUCAUCUCGCUCGGCAUUCCGAUCUUCCGUCUUGCGCGGCCAAAUCCGAAAGUCCUUUUCUACUGUCACUACCCCGACCAGCUGCUGUCCCGCCAGGGCAGUGUGCUGAAGCAGUGCUACCGAAUGCCGCUCAACUAUUUGGAGGAAAUCACCACGGCCCAAGCCGAUAGCAUUUUGGUGAACAGCAAGUUCACCAGCCGCGUGUUCAAGGAGACAUUCAAACGUAUCACCACCGAUCCGGACGUGCUGUACCCGUCGUUAAAUACGCGGUUCUUCGACGAAACACCGGUCGGCGACUCGGAUCAGGUCGUGAAGGUUCCGGCCGAUGCGUUCGUGUUUCUCUCGAUCAACCGUUACGAACGGAAGAAGAAUCUUCCGCUGGCACUCCACUCCUUCAAGGCGCUGCAGGAGAAAGUAACGCCAUCGGUGUGGAACAAGCUGUACCUUGUGAUGGCCGGCGGGUACGAUGAUCGUGUGCUGGAAAACGUCGAGCACUACGACGAGUUGGAAGAGCUGGCGGAGGACAUUAAAAUUCAUUCGAAGGUGCGCUUGCUCAAGUCCCCGAACGAUCGCCAGAAGCUGUGUCUCCUGCAUCGUGCACAAGCAUUGCUUUACACUCCGGAAUUCGAGCACUUUGGCAUCGUCCCCUUGGAGGGGAUGUAUCUGUCGAAACCGAUCAUCGCGGCCAACAGUGGCGGGCCGAUGGAGACCAUCAUUCACGAGCAAACGGGAUUCCUGUGCGAGCCAGUACCGAAGGAGUUUGCCGCCGCGAUGGCCAAGCUUGUGACCGACGACAAGCACGGCGAGCGUAUGGGUGCGAUGGGCCGGAAGCGCGUCCAGCAACGGUUUUCGUUCGAAGCGUUCAGCACCAAACUCGACAACAUCAUCACCGACAUGGUUCAGCGCGAGACGGACAGAAAGUACAAAUAGCAUCGGUGGUGCUUCCCGCUGUCCACCUUCCUACUGGUGGCGCAGGGCUUCCCGCAUUUGAACGCUGGCUACGCAUGGAAUCCCAUAUUUGCUAUGCAAGUGGCGCGUUAAAAUCGACUGACUUGGCCGGCAUACGCCGGGCGGCAAGUAACCCUCUCUGGCCAAACGCGUGUUUUGGCGCCCAUGGACAGUAGUCAGUAAUUAUUAGUAGAAGUAGUAGUUUGUGAUUUGGCUUGUUAGAAAGCCUUAAUUGUGAGGCGCCAAAGCUCCAC
Messenger RNA from Anopheles cruzii, 1548 nucleotides. It is a transcript of the gene Alg2, whose product is annotated as alpha-1,3/1,6-mannosyltransferase ALG2. Bases 35 to 1276 code for a protein of 413 amino acids. Gene Ontology annotation, molecular function: alpha-1,3-mannosyltransferase activity; GDP-Man:Man(1)GlcNAc(2)-PP-Dol alpha-1,3-mannosyltransferase activity. Lineage: Eukaryota; Metazoa; Arthropoda; Insecta; Diptera; Culicidae. The record is from RefSeq and is a predicted model, not a curated record. The transcript is spliced from 2 exons.